This is a messenger RNA of Hymenoscyphus albidus, 1116 nucleotides long. NCBI's taxonomy places the organism in Eukaryota, Fungi, Ascomycota, Leotiomycetes, Helotiales, Helotiaceae. The record is from the annotation of a GenBank genome assembly.
AUGAGUAUCUUAUUUGUCUUCCGUAUAUUCAAGGUUUUAGCUUUGGGAAUAAAAGGUGGGGUAAGAUCAAGUUCAUUUGCUCUUGAGCGGCCUUUACUUUUUCUGUUCUCAUUAUUCGAGUAUUCUCGUUUAAUUAUAGAACUUUCCAUUUAACGACUUUUGAUACAAUCCAGGGAUGAGUUAUAAUUCUUUAGAAGACGACCAAGAAAUGGGCUGAUGCGUCCUGGAUUGUGUCUCAUUGUCCCUACAUCCAAGUGCAUGAAUUCGACCCUCGCUGACUCCUAUUAGGUGGUUUCGCGAUCUCGAGACUUCAGCCAAUCUCUUGGGGCAAAGAAACCUUUGAGUCGCUAGUCUUAGAACCAAAGCAAAAAAAACUGAUCCACAGUCUUGUGAAGCAACACUCACUCCUAGACGAUAAAUUCGACGACCUAGUUUGCGGCAAAGGUCAAGGGCUCAUAAUCCUCCUAAGUGGCAAUCCCGGUUGCGGUAAAACGCUCACAGCAGAAGCCGUAGCAGAAGUAACCCGCAAGCCGCUUUACAUGGUCUCAGCCGGCGAACUAGGGACCAAACCCCCAGAAGUCGAUAAAGCACUCACGCAGGCCCUAACACUUGCCCACAAAUGGCAAGCCGUAAUGCUCCUCGACGAAGCCGACGUCUUUCUUCAAGUCCGUGAUACCAUCGAUCUCGAACGUAACGCAUUAGUCUCUAUCUUCUUACGACAACUGGAAUACUACCAGGGGAUUUUGAUACUGACUACCAACCGAAUUGGAGACUGUGAUCCAUCGUUUGAGAGUAGAAUUCAUAUCAGUUUAAAUUAUCCGGAUCUAGGAGUGGGGGCUAGGGAGGCUGUUCGGAGGCCUUUGUUGGGAAGGUGCAAAAGGCUGGGGUGGGAGGUUCGGUUAGAGAGGGGGAGAUUAGGGAAUUGGCCGAGUUGGAGUUGAAUGGGAGACAGGUCAGUAUUCUGAUAAAACUAGAUUUUAAUGAUGUGCUGAAUAGUAGUAGAUUAAGAACCUUGUUGGGAGUGCUAGGUCUCUUGCGUUGGAUAAUAAUGAGCAGAUGGAUGCUUCGCAUAUAAAUACAGUUGUGGAAAUCAUGUCUGACUGGAAGGAACUUUGA